Cyphellophora europaea CBS 101466 is the source of this 345-nucleotide messenger RNA. RefSeq lists its product as uncharacterized. The coding region runs from base 1 to 345 and encodes 114 amino acids. Lineage: Eukaryota; Fungi; Ascomycota; Eurotiomycetes; Chaetothyriales; Cyphellophoraceae. The transcript has a single exon. The record is from RefSeq and is a predicted model, not a curated record.
AUGGCAAUGAGAUGCCACAGCAGCGAGCAUCACAACGAACCCACGCCUGUAGCGUCUGCGACUCGCGCUUCUCUCGACUGGCCCAUCUGCACCGCCAUCAACUCUUGCACACAGAUACACCACCCGAAUUAUUCCGGUGUCACGCAUGCGACAAGUCAUUCAAGCGGAAAGAUGUCUAUCAAAGACAUCAACGUGGAGUCCAUGGGCCUAGCAAGACCGAUAGUCGGACCCGCCGGAAGAAAUCUUGCGAGCGCUGCGUCCGCUACAAGCUCAAAUGCAGUCGAGAGAUUCCGUGUGCCGCCUGUAAGGACAGAAAUGUGUCUUGCAAAUACGAUUCUGCUGUAA